Bactrocera tryoni is the source of this 2954-nucleotide messenger RNA. RefSeq lists its product as uncharacterized. Gene Ontology annotation, cellular component: striated muscle dense body; plasma membrane. The record is from RefSeq and is a predicted model, not a curated record. NCBI's taxonomy places the organism in Eukaryota, Metazoa, Arthropoda, Insecta, Diptera, Tephritidae. Gene Ontology annotation, molecular function: potassium channel regulator activity. Gene Ontology annotation, biological process: regulation of potassium ion transport; regulation of muscle contraction. The transcript is spliced from 5 exons. Bases 229 to 2493 code for a protein of 754 amino acids.
CAAAGAGCAAAACGCUUUUAUCUACAAUAAAAAAAAAUCUGCGAGUUUUCUGAACGUAAGUGUACAAUACCAAUAUUUACAUAAAGUCGCGUAUAUACCGAGACACACACAUGCUUAGUUGUAUUGGUUAGCGUGCGUUUGGGGCCGUAUUUGACACUACGCUUCCCACAGCUUAGCAAUAACGGUAUAUUAAGCAUCCUUGGUCUUAAUUUUUGAACGCCUGCCAACAUGGGUAGCUUACCGAAUUUGCACGAGUUGGAGGAAAUAGAGCGCCGACGUGAAAAACGCCGUGAACGUGAGCAACGUGAGCAAUUGCGAGAGCAACGAGCACGUGAUUCAAGUCGUGAGCGUGAGCGAAUGGCGUUAUUUGCACAGCGCAAGCAAAAUUCCUACAAUGCCUAUCUAAUGGCUGGUUUGGGAAUGGGUGGUGGCACACUUGGUAUGGCUGCUGCCGUCGGAGCUUCCCACAUAACAGGCACAGCCGCAGCAACUGGUGUUCUCGGCGUUAGCGCCAAUACCCCAGCCACGACGGCUACGACUACUUUGGGUGGGUUUGCUGUAGGCGGCGCAGCACUGCUCGACUUAGGCACGCCGGCAUUACUAACGAAACACCAUCAUCAACACCAUCAACAUCAUCGACAUUCGCUGACAACACGACAUCGAGUGUUGCGCACAAGAAGUUCGGGAGCGACACACAAUAUCUGGGAUGAACAAUUGAUGGAGCACCUUGCCGCAUACUCACCAAUUUCCACACGUUCACAUCGUAUCAAUCCGGUCUCAUCAUAUCAGGUGCAAGCCGCAUUGGCCGCCUCUCGUCGACGUGAGUCUAUCAACAGUUCCAUUGGUGCUGCAUCGAUACGACGCCUUAUUACGCUUAAUAACCGCAACUGCCGCCAUAAGAUACCGCCACACGUGCGACAUAAGGUGUGCCAGAGCUUCAUCUGCAUAGCGGUGGCGCACGGUUUGAUUUGCGGUGUAUUAUUGCCGCUAUUCGCGCUACAAGGUUCCAACUCCGUGUGGCAUCAACGCGAACAGUGGUUACAUGUGGGACCCAACAUCGGCUCACUUCUAUUAAGCGGUUGCUUUUUGAUCUCCGCCAUUAUGUGCCUAUUUACCAAACGCCUUAUACAGAAAUUUGGUCAUACAACAGUGAUUGGCGCCAGUUACAUAGCGGCGAGUAUCUUUCUCCUAUGUCAUCUUUUUCCCUCCAUCUUUACGCUACUGCCGGCAUAUAUACUGCUCGGUGUCACAUACAGCCCUUCAUGGAUUAGCAAAAUAGCAUUGGUGGUGCACUUUGGUAGCAAGUUGAGCUGUUCCCAGCAUGAGUGCCUGCUGAGUUCGUCGCAUAAUACAGAUGUGAUGGAUGAGCAUAAACUCUUCUGUAACCGCGAUCAAAAGGUGCGCCGUUUGGCGCGCUGGUUUCAGGUGGCACAAGAUCUGGGUAUCAUACUGGGCACGCUAUUGGCAUCAUUCACUUUGGCUUGUAGUUCUAGCGAUUGGAAUUGCUUCGAUAGUAGCGAAACAGUGGCAAUGGAGACACAAGCAACUUUACUGCCCAAUGAAAAUCUGACAGAAAAUAUUGUGAAGGCAGUGGCACUGCGUUCACAUUCUUACAGUAUGACUGGGUUUUUACCCAAUAUACCGGGCUAUUUCGAUGAUUUUUACUAUCACAAUGAGCACGGUGAAAGAAUUUGUGGUGCCGAUAUGUGCCCCGUUUGGCAUCAGGAUAACACAUUUGACGAUACGAGCAACGGCACCAACGAAACGAUUUACACGCAAUUCAUUAAUGAAAGAUCGACUGGCGGCGGUAUUACGCUGAUAAGCACCUAUUUCUUAUUCACAUUAGCUGCGGCGGCUUUAUCCUUCUUUGGUGGGCGCAUUCAAUGCACAUUCCGUCGCGAGGUGCAUAUAAAAGGCGUAACGGAUACGAUAUUGUUCGCCGGACCGAUGGCGUAUUUCGUGGGAACUGAACAGGCCUAUAUGUUGGGCGACUUUCUGCGGGCAUUCGUCUCUUGCUCCUUGGGUAUUAGUAUGGUGGCCGGUGCUUUAGUCGGCAUGGGUCUUAUGCAAUGCAUAGUUUCCUGCACAUUAAGCAUGCUACUACGUCACACCAAACGAAUCGUGGUCAUCUUGGCCGGUUUCUUCUUCCAAUCAUGUCUACUACUUGCUUUAUCCAGCUGGAAGCCAUCGAGCGAUGACAUGGCACUUUUCUAUGUGCUGGCUGCCUCAUGGGGCGCAUGUAACGGUAUGUGGGAAACGCUUUUAAUGGCCUUAAUCACGCUGAAUCACGCCAACCACGUUACGGAUGUCACCAGUCCGUUGCAGGGACUACGUUUUCUCGGCCUAGGUAUCACGUUCGCAGCGCACGGUUUGAUGUGUGAAACACCGAAAAUUAUCACCAUGGUUAUAAUCCUAGUGUUGAGCUUGCCGGCGUAUGCAAUGCUAGAAAUAAGACUGGAAGCGCAACGUAAAUCGCAAUUGAUCAAUUUAUGACGUAGCGUCUUUAGUUAGUCAAAAAGGCAAGACGCCAUGGCACGAACUCAUACAAUGUAAUCGAGUGCGGAAACAAGUCAUGGGUGUCAAUGGAUGCAUAGCAAAAGUUAAACAGUAUUAAUUUUAAACCUGCAAAAGCUAAGUAAACAAAUAUUUUAUACAAGUUAUAUGCAGCACUCGGAGUUUUGAGGUUAUCGACAAAGCCUAUACCGUUCGAAACAUUAAACUUAGAGUAAUUAAUAGUUAACUACACAUGUAUAGUAUAUCUAGGUACAUUGUAUUUGGUUAAGACUCCGUCAGAAAAAAACGCUCAGCAAACGGUCUUCCAUCUCGCUACAGAAUAUACAUAACUCAGCUCCCAUUAAAGUCGCAAUAUCUCCAGAACUAUUAAAAUCUCCAUAAUUUUUUCAAAUGCAAGGUGAACUUAUAAGGAAUCCAUAUUUAAGUUAGGUUAGGUAAGA